GUGUGUGUCCUUCAGAGUCCUCCUUCGCACCCUCGUCGCCGCCUCUGAGCAGCCCGUCGCCCCAGGGAUCGAGGCCCUUCAGGCGCCGUGAGCGUCACACACAAUCCUCUGAUGACGGAUGGCGUCUUGCGGGGAAAGGUUUUACCGCGUCACGCAUAACCUUGAGGAGCCUUGAGUGGGCGUGUCCGUCCCCUCCGCAUUGUUAUGUAAAAGGAAGGAAGAGUGUGAUGCUUUCUGAUGCACCAGAUUCACUCUACCCACACAACUUUCCCUCUCCUCCAGGGUCGAUGGCCCUCCAUACCUUGAUUAGCGUUCCUAAGAAAGUUUUGCUUUCCUCGCCACUUCCUGACUUGGCUUGGCCACUGGAAGCAUAAAUAACCAACGACCUCACCCUGGUUGUUUUACCUCGCUUGACCAUAGUUCCGCAGCACGGGCCGACCGGCCAGGUGUGAGCAUACCGGACUUUCACCAAUCAGAUCGUCGGACGGGUUUGAAUCUAAACCACUUUCUCUCGGCGGUGGCGUAGCAGGUUGUGAAAGAGGCUCGGCGCGAUGUGCUGGGCGGGGGGAGGAGGGGGCGGCGGUCACCUCAGCUCCGGAGCCUUGCCACCUGAGCGCCAGAAGCCGGCCUGACUCGGCGCGGAACGGAGUGUUUUCCCUUGCGCUGCAGCCAUCCAGGGCCACGCCGCAGCUCAGGCAGUGCAGGUGUAAGAUGUGCUAGUCCCCGAGUGAUAACAAAACAACCAUGAAGCUAUUGGUAGUGGUGGCGGCCGUCACGGUGCUAGGAUGCCAGACUCAGGCCGUGGAGCUCGUGUGGGACGACAGUGACUGGAAGCCCAUCCUCUCUCCAUGCCCAACUUGCCGACAAGGGAAGGCUAUUAAUGACAAGGUUGUGGCCAGAAGUCCACAAGGCAGAACCGUCCCGGCGCCGCAGGGUUCAUCAGAUGUUCAAAUCACGUCACUGCCCAGUGGACCUUUCAUCAAGGAGGCAGACCUUGUCCACACUCUGUCUUCGAGCUUCGUCCGAGAGGCGUCAGUUUCCGCCUUACGGCCCAACAAGCCUCAAGGUGGGAAGUCUGAUCGUAGAAAGCCCAGCCUCGUUCCAAGUCGCCGUGCACAGUCCCAGCGUGUUUCUUCCGGCGGCGUGCAGUUGAUCUACCUUCCAGAGGGUUCCCUCCAGCAACUCAGCUCUGCCAGGGCUGCCCGUAUUAUCCCGACCCGAACACCUCUCCAAAAAAGUGGCGACUUGUUGGAGGUGUCCCCGCAGCCCUUGCCUGAGUUUGUGCAAAACGUGGGUUUCUCUGAUAAACAAAAAAGAGAUCAGUCGGGACGAAUAAUAUCAGGUGGUGUGUCCAAUGCCCUACCAGUAUCUAUUCUCACCACUCCUGACCAGCAACAAGAAGCCAAGGAAAAGUUGAGGCUUUUGGAAGCUGCAUUAACAGCUCCUGAGGAAAACCAACCAAAUGAGAAUGGUCGGCUGCCGCGAGUGUUCAUUGCUCCAUCUCACGUGGCACCUCCUCCAGGCUAUGUCAAAAUCCCUCUUGUGCCGCAUGGUGAGCCAGGUGCUUCCACCAUCCCGUCGGGAGAUGGAAAACUUCCGCAAACUUUCCUUACUUCUGACAAGAGCUCACCCCCUCCUGGCUUCAUCAAAAUCGAUCUGCCAGAGGGUGUGAGUCAGCUCUCACGGGGCAUCCCUGUUGUGGUUCCCAAUGACCUGCCUCCACGAUCCUCCUCAGAACGCACUAGAGCUCUAGAGAUCCUUGGUGCUAAUCGCCAGGCCCGGACCAGCAAGAGCCAGAGGCCAACAGUCCAAACUCUUCAACGGGAAGAAGCCAAAUUUGCUUCCACUCCAUUGCCGCCUCUUCGUGAACAGCAAGAAUCUCCUCGUCGACCAUCCCCAGCACGCGGCCAGCCUCGCUUUCCUUCACGCCCAGAGCAGCCUCCUAAUUUCCUGCAGUUCAGUCAACCCUCACAGCCCCUCCCUCAACCUAACCAGGCUGUGUCCAGACCCAACCAGCCAAAACAGCCCUUCCCUGAGCAACCACAAUUUAUCGCAGUAUUCCCUCCUUUACCCACCCAGCGGCCUGCCCAGAAAUCCACUCUCCAAGAGCAGUCUCUCCCACGACCUGUAAGCACUCCACGGCCCCUCCCAUCUUCCGUGCCUGAGGAACCUUUCUCAUUCACUGAGCAGCCCUUGCGACGGCCAAAUCAGCCCAUCACCCAGACAGACAGACCCUUCACCUCCAAAGAAACCACAUCGCAGACUAGCCAACUUCUUCCUCAGUCUAAUCAGCCUUCAGAGCCUCAGAAACCAAUCCCACAAGCCAAAAGACCCAUUCUGCAGAGUGCCCAUCGCAUCCCACAAAUUGGCCAGUCCUUCCUUCAGUUUGGCCGACCUUCAAGGCCAAAUCCAUCUGACCUGCCUUUGCAACAGCCUGAUAAACCUUCCUUACAACCUGUCUUGUCCUCUCAGCAACCUGAUCGUCCUUUCCAGCCUAACCAGCCAUUCCCACAGCCUGGCCAGCCAUUCCAACGUCAGCCAGGCCAGCCAUUCCCACGUCAGCCAGGCCAGCCGUUCCCACGUCAGCCAGGCCAGCCAUUCCCACGUCAGCCAAGCCAGCCAUUCCCACAGCCAGGCCAGCCAUUCCCACAACCUGGCCAGUCAUUCCCACAGCAAGGUCAACCAUUCCCACAACCAGGUCAGCUAUUCCCACAGCAAGGCCAACCAUUCCCACAGCCUGGUCAGUCACCUUCACAGCCUGGCCAGCCAUUCCCACAGCCUAACCAGCUAUUCUCACAGCAAGGCCAGCCAUUCCCACCGCCUGGUCGGUCACCCCCACAGCCUGGCCAGCCUGACCAGCCAUUCCCAAGGCCUGGACAACUUUCCCCACUUCCAGGGCAACCAUUCACACAGCCUGGUCAACCUGGACAGAAUGACCGUCCAUUCUCACAACCUAAACAGCCUGACCAGCCAUUCUCACAGACUAGGCCACCAUUCACGCAGCCUGACCAGCCUAUUGACCAUACUCACCAACCUCCCUCAUCGCCUCGUCAGUCCUUCCAACAAGAUGAGCAAACUUUCCCGCAACCAAGUCAACCCUUCCCCCAGCCUGGCCAGCCUUCCCCCCAGCCUGGCCAUCCAUUCCCACAGCCUGAUCAGUCAACUCCACAGCCUGGACAGCAUAGCCAACCUUCCCUGGAGCCUGAUCAAUCAACCUCACAGCCUGAUCAGUCAACCCCACAGCCUGGACAGUCUGGACACCGGAGCCAGUCUCCCCUGCAACCUGGGCAGGUCUUCCCACAGCCUGGGAAACCAUUUUCACAGUCCAGACAGCCUGGCAAAAUUGAACAAUCUAUCCCACAGCAAGAACAGCCAUUCCCACAGCCUGGACAGUCAUUCUCACGGCAGCCUGGACACUCAUUCUCACAGCAGCCUGGACAGUCAUUCUCACAGCAGUCGGGACAAUCAUUCCCACAGCAGCCUGGACAGUCAUUCUCACAGCAGUCUGGACAGUCAUUCUCACAGCAGUCUGGACAGUCAUUCCCACAGCAGCCUGGACAGUCAUUCCCACAGCAGUCUGGACAGUCAUUCCCACAGCAGUCUGGACAGCCAUUCGCACGGCAGCCUGGACACCCAUUGGCUCAGCCUAACCGGCCAUUCCUGCAACCUGGACAGCCUCCUCGUCCUCCUGGUCAGGUAUUCCUACGGCCUGACCAGUCUCCUUCACAACCUACCCAGCCUGAUCCUGCUAGCGAGUUCACUCUUCCACAAACCGGCCAAUCAUUCCCACAGGGUGCUCAGUCUUCACCGCCACGUUUCUCCCAGCCUAACCAGUCUUUCCCACAGUCUGACCCACCGUUCUCACAGACUCUUCCACAUUUUGGACCCCCUCCACGCCAGCCUUUCAAUACAUCUCCAACCCCUCCAAUCACAACACCCUUGAACAGUGAGUCAACUCCAGAAUCUGAGAUAAGACCCUCAACACUUCAGGCCACCCUGAGGCCCAGAUUCACAUCUCCAUCUACUCAGAGGCAAAGUUCUACUUUCGAUACAACACCAAGGCCGAUUUUAACUUCACCUUCCACCCAAAGACCAAGUUCCACCUUCCAGCCUACUACCAACCCGGGAUUUACUACCCGGUUUACCCAAAGGCCAAGUACUAUCUUCCAGACCACUCCAAGACCGAACUUUAUUUCACAGUCCACUCCCAAACCAAGUUCUACUUUCAGGACAACUCCCAGGCCGAACUUUGUUUCGCAAUCCCCUCCCAGGUUAAGUUCUACAUUCCAACCAUCUCUAUCACCAAAUUUCAUUCCACAGUCCACUCAAAGGCCACAUUCUUUCCAACCUACUCCAAGACCAUCUUUCACUUCCCCGUCCACCACUCAGAGAAUAACUCCAGCUUCUCGGCCAAGCUUCCCCUCUCUGUCUACUCCACACCCCAGAUUCCCAUCCAAUUCUUUUGUUACCCAGGAUGAAGAAAACACCUCUGAGCCUCCUUUCAUCCCUCACUCCUCACCAUUUACUACUCCCUCUCCUGCCUUCCCCAAAAUCACUAACCCCCUAGACACUGCAUCUGGAUCCCAAGCUCUUUCCAUCCCAGGAGCAGUGUCUCAUUCUCCACCAAGAUUUGCUUCCUCUGUCACUCCAAGACCCUUUAGCACCACUGUGAGGCCACAAACUGUCUCUUUUGAGGAGUCUUCAAAGCCUUCUUCACUUUCCUCCAAGAAGCCUUUCGUGUCUUCCACUCUGAGACCUCAACCAGUCUCCUUCUCAGGCUUCCCUUCACCUUUACCAACAUCCAUUCCGAAGCCCCAACCAGUUUCUCCUACCCCUCGUCCCCUCCGCCUUCCUACCUUUGCACCUUUUGGAUCAGUCAAGAGGCCACCAUCACGCCAGUCAGAAGACAAGAGACCCAAACAGUUCCCUCAUGAUCGCAUUCCUUCCUUCCGGGAUUCUCAAGAGUCUUUAGUUUCACAGCCACAGGCACCUCGAAGGCCAAACUUUGCGCCAUUCCAACCACCUUCAUUGACGUCCACCCAAAUUGAGGAACAGACCACUCCCUUCCAGCCUGAGGAUACCACUGAAAGAUUCCUCUCCACUGUCUCUAGCGCCCAGCCCUCAACCACCACCACCACCACACCCAGGGUCACCACCUUCAAGCCAAGGUUUGAUUUCAAUAUUGCUAACAGACGCCCGUUCCUUCGCCGUAAACAACAGCCUAAUAAUCCACCUAAUAAAGAGGAUGAGGGAGCGGUGAAGAAAGAAGCUGAUACAACACUUAAAAAAGAUGUUGGUGAGAAAAAGACAGAGACAGUCACUCUUUUCCCGCCCUUCUCUGUUGCCCGCACACUCAACCCUCUGCUAGCACAAAAGGAAGGUGCCAACGAUGAGGAAACUUCUGACGGGGUGAGGGUCCCUCCAACAGGUGUCUUCGGAAGGCGCCUCAAACCUCGAACCCGACGACCACUUAACCGUCCAAGGUCUGAGGAUUCUGUCACGGACAGUGACCCGGCCGAUGAGGACAUACCUGUAACCGGCACUGCGACAAGACUUGAUAGUCAAAACAGAGGAAGAGUUCGUUCCCAGUUAGGUCUCAGGGGUCGUGAACUCCCAGAGUGGCUGAAGGCUCGCCGGCGUAACCGUGGACGUGGACGUCUUAGGGGAACAGAAGCUCCCAAGGAGACGGAGAAUGAACAGUUAGAGGAUGCACCUGUGGACAUACUUGAGAACAAUGGGUUCAAUGCUGCAGAGUCUACCGUGGUAGAAUUCAGCAGCCCAUUUGAAAACAGAGUGGCGCAGCCUCUCAGCCCCCAUGAUGCCUUAAAACAGCUAGCAGAAGAUGCUGCAGAAGACAUUGUUGUCAAAGAAAUAGUAGAACACUUAGAUACUGCAGGGGAAACUGUGGUCGACCAUGUCACUUAUGCAGGCGAAAAAAUUGUUGAAACAGGCUCUCUUGGCAGACUUGAAAAUCCUCAAGAACACAGCGAGGAUUUCGUAGAGCAGCCUGCCUUCUCUGCCCGAUUCAGAGAGAUCAAGCGGGAGCCAGCAGAAGAGCCAGAACACAUCUAUAAUGAGCCCGAGCCUGAAACCAAGGCUGAGCCAGAGCCUGAACUGGAUGGUGAGCCUGAGCCUGAAGCUGAGCCUGAGCCUGAACCUGUGUCUGAACUUGAGGCUGAGCCUGAGCCUAAGCCCAAAGCAGAGGUCCUCGAUGAUGGCGCCACAACUGAGCCGGAGCCCGAGCCGCAGCACCAACCACAGUAUGUAUCUGAAGACGACCUUCCCGACAAACCAGAGACGCCCCUCCCUCAUUAUCGCUUUUCAAGGUUACCCUCAUCUCCCUCAACUCUCCCUGACCCCUUGAAGCCAGCCCCCAUAUCCUCCCCAGCCUUCCUGCCAUUUCCCAGACAGCUCCCUAGUGAGCCUUCUGUAAUUCAGUUUUCAGACCCCUCCACAGAAAAUCAUAAUAGCAGAGGUUCAUGGAAUCAGACUCAAAAAGACCAAGAAGCUGUGGCCCCAGAAAGCAUUAAUGACCCUUCCAACAGCGACCAUAAUGAUAGAGUGACUGUGGGCGUAGCCAGUACCCAUAAUAUCGACGAGGGGGCAAGGGAUCCUCUAGGAUACGAGAGUGACAUUUCCUACUACCAUGUUACCACAGAAUUUCCGGAGACCUCAUCUUUGUUUCCUAAUGACCACUUCACUACUCUUUCCCCAGGCGAGUCAGAGGACUACUACAGCUAUGAAUAUGAUGACCUGUACGACGACCCCGCAGAGCAGAGUAAAGAUCAGAAAUUCGGCGGCAGCAGUGCCCAGGUUGUCUUCGCUGUCCCAGUCACAAAGUAUGUUCCAGAGCUUGUGCUGACGACUACACCAGCGGCUGAGAGAGUCGAGGCUUUUAGUGAAGCCACUAACUCUGAGAUGACUAUUUUUGAGGGCAGCCAAGUGACCGCCGAGGGCUCACAAUGGGCCACCGAGACUCCUCAGGUGACCAGCUCACCCGAGGAUACUUCACAUAUGCUUCGAGAAACCACGGUGACCCAGGUGACCGAGGAAGUGCCCCAGACAACUGACGUGCCGGAGGUGACCGAUGAGAUGGUCGAGGUGACGGAAGAGGUGAUGGUGGUGACAGAGGUGGUGCCACAGAUGACUACCGAAGAUGCAGUAGCAGAAACAAUCACAGAAUCUCCGGUGACAAGCGAAACUACCUUGAUGCCUGACGACACCACUACUGAGAGGGAGGGCGCGGUGCAUCAGUCACACGCCGAUGGGACUUCCUCCACUCCGAAACCCGCUGCGCCUGUUAUCACAUUCCUUCCUUUUCCCUUCACCACUACCACCACCCCCACGACCACCUCUACCACCACCUCCAGGCCACGCCCAGUGUCCAUCAGGCCGCUUCAUGCUCGUCUGCUGAACGCAGGGAAGAAGAAAGUGUCUCCAAGCGUGGCUUCCGCCAAGAAAGAUUCUGGGGCUCUUAAGAUUGUGGCUAAAUCAACCGUGGCAGAGAUCCAGUCCUCUGACCCCGUCAUUUGCUUCCCUGGGCACCCCUGCGUCAGGGCCGUGGGUGUCGGGCGCCUCUUGCCUCCCUAAACACCUCAUCACUUCGCCUCAUCCCUAUACUUGCUCUUUCACACCCUUGUCGACCCUGAGUGAAACACAUCAGUGAGUGUUAUAUUCUUAAGCGAUCUUAAUGUCGCUCCUGUCCAGGUCUAUUUCAUAGUAGGUUUGAAAUAGCUAAACAUUGUAGGUAAAUCUUGCCAUACACCACAUAUAAACAGAGCUUAAGUCAUCCAUAAACAAUCAAAGUAGAUACGUUUGCAGAAUUUAUUGAUUAGCCUCUGUUACCUUUAUUGUACCAGAGCUAUUUGUUUUGGCAACUGUUUGAGAUGAACAUGGUUGCAAUGUCCCUCGUACCUCGUUAGUCACUUCUCAGGGUGGAAAAGGGUCACUUCUCUGUAGAUAUAUAAUUUAUUUCUAAGCCUUGGUGAGCAUCAGCUGGUCUGCUGCUCCUGAGGCAAGACCUCGAGCCGCCAGUGUGGGUCACCCUUCAGUCAUGUAUUGUACAUUAAGAUGUAUAUUAUAAUACUUGAGUAAAACGUUUUAUAUAUA
Messenger RNA from Eriocheir sinensis (Chinese mitten crab), 8109 nucleotides. Its product is annotated as salivary glue protein Sgs-3-like. The coding region runs from base 745 to 7590 and encodes 2281 amino acids. The transcript has 2 exons. Lineage: Eukaryota; Metazoa; Arthropoda; Malacostraca; Decapoda; Varunidae. The record is from RefSeq and is a predicted model, not a curated record.